Molecule: messenger RNA, 2115 nt
Organism: Eleginops maclovinus (Patagonian blennie)
Lineage: Eukaryota; Metazoa; Chordata; Actinopteri; Perciformes; Eleginopidae
Gene: renbp
Product: renin binding protein
Exons: 11
Coding region: 134-1348 (404 amino acids)
Biological process (GO): carbohydrate metabolic process; N-acetylglucosamine metabolic process; N-acetylmannosamine metabolic process
Molecular function (GO): N-acylglucosamine 2-epimerase activity; peptidase inhibitor activity
Source: RefSeq, a predicted model, not a curated record
CACACACACACACACACACACACACACACACACACACACACACACACACACACACACACACACACACACACACACACACACAGAAACUGUGUAUGCGCCACAGCAGUUUGUCUCUACUCUAUCCAAAGAAGCAAUGUCUGCAGUGAAGCUGGAGGAGUUCCGAGAGCGGAUUCGUAAAGAACUGGACACCACAGUGGACUUCUGGCUCAAACACUCUCACGACCCUCUGCAUGGAGGCUUCUUCACCUGUUUAGGGAAGGAUGGGAAGGUUUAUGAUGAGUUGAAGUACGUCUGGCUGCAGGGCAGACAGGUUUGGAUGUAUAGUCGUCUGUACAGAACAAUGGAUCGCUUCCGUAGGCCUGAAAUCCUGGAAGCAGCAAAAGCAGGAGGAGCAUUCCUGAGGAGGUUCGCUCGUGUCCCCAGCAGUGGCAGUGGCCAAUGGAAGUGUGCCUUCUGCCUAACUAGAGACGGUAAAGCAGUGAAGAUUCAGAGGACUAUUUUCAGCGAGUGCUUCUACAUUUUGGCCAUGGAUGAACUGAGCAGGGUUACUGGGGACAAGGACAUGCAGCUGGAGGCUGAACAGAUGAUGGAGCAGUUGAUAAGCUGGGUGCGGGUUGACCCGUCUGGCCUGGGCCGGCCCCAGCUUCCUGGAGACGUUCCCACCAACAGCAUGGCAGUUCCCAUGAUGCUGUUGUGUCUGGUGCAGCAGCUCACUGAAGGCCGGGGGGCAGAGGUUGUUCAGAAGUACACAGAGCUGGCCAGCUGGUGUGUGCAGCAGAUUCUACAACACAUCCAGAGAGGAGGCACAGCUAUUUUAGAGAAUGUGUCAGGGAAUGGAGCAGAGCUGCCAGGGUGCCAGGGCCGACUGCAGAACCCAGGCCAUGCCCUGGAAGCCGGCUGGUUCCUGCUUCAGCUCAGCGCCCAGCAGAAGGACGAGGCUCUCCAGAAGACGGCCAUCGACAAGUUCAUGGAGCUCCCCUACCAGUACGGCUGGGAUAAAGAGCAUGGCGGCCUCUUCUACUUCCUGGAUGUUGAUGGUCACUGCCCUACACAGUUGGAGUGGAAUAUGAAGCUGUGGUGGCCCCACUGUGAGGCCCUCAUCGCCUUCCUGAUGGCCUACAGUCACACCAAGAAGCCCGAGCUGCUGCACAGAUUCUCUGAAGUGUUUGAAUACACCUUCAAGCAUUUUCCUGAUGCUCAGGAAGGCGAGUGGUUUGGCUAUUUAACACAAGAAGGGAAAGUGGCGCUGGAUUUCAAAGGAGGCCCCUUUAAAGGGUUCUUCCAUGUGCCUCGCUGCCUGUACAUGUGUGAGCGUAUUCUGGAUGAUAUGCUGGCAAAAAAGGACUGAGCAUUUUGACAUAAUUGUUCACUAAAUCAAACCAAACAAUCAGGUUACGAAGCAAAUUGCACUCAUUUUCAAAUAUGCUUUGCUGAACAGUAAGUUGCUGAUCUCAUUGAAAACAUGCCGGCACAGACCAGCUCAUAAUGUUCAUUUUAAAACUAUAUUACAGAAUUAUUACUGUAAAAAACAAUAGUGUUCGUUAUAUUAUUUCUAGCCACCAGUUGCAGUUUGUUUUGACAUUGUAAGAUACUUUCUGUAAGAUGUUUUUUGCACCUACAUGACUCUUCUCCUAAACGGACUGAGAAGACAUCCUACCAUUUGAGGGACUUAAAUGUCCAAAUUACAGAAGACAAUGAUCCAAGAUGCCUUUUAUGAUGGAAAGAGUAAACACUCCAACAUUCACACACAGUCUGCACAUAGACAAACUCCACAGAGGCUCAUGUCCGCCCUCAUCAUAUACUAAAAAUGAUCAUCAAAAAUGUUUCUGUGUGAAAAUGUGCCUUACAAAUGCUUACUGAAUGCUUAGACCUGCUUUGAAGACCUUUAUGGAAAAUCUAUUCAUUCCAGUUAUUAUAUCCAAUUUAACAACCAAGCUAGAAAUAAAGGGAUGUUUUUUUUUUUAAUCUUAGUUAAACAUAAUUGACGUAUUAUCAAAAUAUUUCAGCUACAGUAACUUAAUGCUAAUGAUGUGCUUAUGUACACGGGCUAAUACAUGUAUGUUAUUUUGUAUUGAAAUAUUACAAUAUUAUAUAAUAAAUGUGAAAUGUGCAAUA